Messenger RNA from Capsicum annuum, 1945 nucleotides. Its product is annotated as putative NAC domain-containing protein 94. The coding region runs from base 505 to 1698 and encodes 397 amino acids. Gene Ontology annotation, biological process: regulation of DNA-templated transcription. The record is from RefSeq and is a predicted model, not a curated record. NCBI's taxonomy places the organism in Eukaryota, Viridiplantae, Streptophyta, Magnoliopsida, Solanales, Solanaceae. The transcript is spliced from 3 exons. Gene Ontology annotation, molecular function: DNA binding.
CAAGAUAUUUAAUGGGGAAGGGUCACGUGGUCAUAGGUGGCACAAAGAAUGGAAGCUUUUAUAUCAGAGAAUAGAAACUGCCAUUUUUAGAUCCAAUGACCUAAAAGUCAUAUUUCAAUCAAGAAGGAUGUACACAAAACAUUGGCAAACGGUUAGAAUGCAUGUUAAUUAAACACAAAAAACUAUUCAAACUCCAACAAAUUAAAAUAUUAAUACUAGUGUACAUUAUUUUCAUUAGAAGAUUGACUUGUCAUUUUGUUGUGACUGCCAGAAUUCAGUAAGAAUAUAAAGGGUAGCCAACAAUAAGCACAUCAUGGGAGGUGUGAAAACAUAUCUCCAUACAGACUAACUUUAUAGUCUUUUGGAGAUCAUAAAUUUGGUCCCUAGCUUACAUUUUUUAAGGGACAAUAUGACCUCAAACUAAUUCAAUUUGCUCUAAACUUUGCCCUGAGAUUUUUGCUAGAGGAUUCUUGAUUUGCCCUGAGAGUAAUUACUAGAGAAAUAAUGGAUGACAAAAGUGAUGUGGAGAAGCUUGAUGAAGUGAUGCUACCUGGUUUUCGAUUUCAUCCAACAGAUGAAGAGCUGGUUGGGUUCUAUCUAAAGAGAAAGGUUCAGCAAAGAUCUCUUCCUAUUGAGCUCAUCAAACAAGUAGAUAUAUAUAAAUAUGAUCCAUGGGACCUCCCAAAGCUGGCAUCUACAGGGGAAAAAGAGUGGUAUUUCUACUGUCCAAGGGACCGUAAGUACAGGAAUAGCGCCCGUCCAAACCGUGUAACAGGAGCUGGUUUUUGGAAGGCUACUGGAACUGACAGACCAAUUUAUUCCUCUGAUAGCACCAAAUGCAUUGGUCUUAAGAAGUCCCUAGUUUUCUACAGAGGCAGGGCUGCCAGAGGUAUAAAAACUGACUGGAUGAUGCACGAGUUUCGCCUUCCCACGACUAACAGCGAGUCAGCACCACCUAAGAAAUUCUUGGAUAAGAACUUUCCACCAAAUGAUUCAUGGGCCAUCUGCAGAAUAUUCAAGAAAACCAAUUCAAUGGCAAAUAGAGCUCUAUCUUACCCUUGGGUAAAUCCAUUAUCUGAAGUAGCAUCUCCAGAGUUGUUCAAUCAAAGUGCAACUGCUCAUUUCGGCUCGGAGAAUGUCUCUACUAUAACAGAAACUGGAUCAGUUCUCCACCUAUCGAGUAAUAAUGACAUACUACAAGGAGUCUCACAUGUUCCUUCAUAUAAGGUCCUCAACAAUAUGGUGUCAAGACCAUCUUAUCUUUCAAGUCCUAGCACAGACAUCUCCUGUAACUUUGUGUUUUCGUCGUCCCCUGAGGUUUCAGGACAAAACAACAGGUGUUUACUGGACGUGAAUUCCAUGUUUUUCAACACAUCCCCGGGUUUAAUCACGGAUAUCAGCAAGACCUCUGAGACCAUAGACUUCGAAGGUCCAAAUCAACAACUCAACAGCUUCUCAAUUAGUUCAUCACAAGAGAUGCAAAAAAGUAUAAGCAUGGAAGAACAUGAAGCAGGAUUAACAAGUAAUCAAACUUCAAUAAAUGAUAAUAUUGCUGAAUGGGAAAAUAUCAGAUCAGUUGGUUUUCCAUUCAGUUUGACCACUAUAGCUGAUGAAUGGAAGCCUAGUUUGUCAUGGGAUUCUCCUUCCCGUCCUAGUGAGAUAUCCACCGCUUACUCAACAAGCAAAUGCUACACCUAGUUCUAAAUUCAAACAGUGAACCUCCUGCUUUGUGUACAGCUAGUCUUUUUCCCUUUUGGCAUCCGGUAUCCAAAAUCUGAGUUAGACAGAUUCAGAUACCGGAUACCUGUAAGGGAAAAAAAGAAGAAGAAUCUAGCCAUAGCACUAAAAAAACAACAAUAUUCUGUUAAAAGUUAUUGUACAGCUUUAUGUUUUAUUUUCACUCUGCUGGCUCUGCUCCAAUUUAAACAAAAUAUGUUUGGAUAAA